This is a messenger RNA of Formica exsecta, 1221 nucleotides long. RefSeq lists its product as uncharacterized. The record is from RefSeq and is a predicted model, not a curated record. Bases 131 to 865 code for a protein of 244 amino acids. The transcript has a single exon. Lineage: Eukaryota; Metazoa; Arthropoda; Insecta; Hymenoptera; Formicidae.
UGUUUAGCGAGCGGCUUAGCAAAACGAGUCCCGGAUAACGAGCUAUAAAAGACUCGUUUCAACUUCCUGAAUCGCUAGUCUGCGACGAGGAAUUAUACUCUUUACACUAUUCGGGAAAUCUGGGGACAGAAUGACACGUCUCAGCAUCUUCUACUUCAGUCUCUGCUCUCUCGCAAUUCUGGCGGAAUCAACGCUCGCCGGCUCGUCAACGACGAUUGAAACUUCGAGGAGCAAUGAAUGCGACGCGAGAAAUGUCAUCGAAAAACCUCAUGCAGAUAUACUGAAGUCAAAGAGUGUGAAAAACGAUUCUCAAGGUUCUUUGGUGAACCAGAGCUACGUGAAAAGUGCGAUUCAAAUUGGCGAACGAUCUGCGGCUGGUGUAUAUUUGAAUAAAAUAUCAGAUGCAUCCACAACUCCAACUGUCAACUCCUCGAACAACUCUACGAAGGUUCUACAGUAUACAAAAUGCAUUGAGAAUCGAGAAAACGAUGUGUCUCCGUCGAAUCAUGAAAACCGAUCGGAUGUAGAUCUGUUGUCGCGCGAUAUAUUACUGAAUCCUUUUGAUGUAAUAUCUCCUCAUCUGACUCGUCUGACUCGCCAGGAUAGAAAAAGCGACACGAAUUACUCUAAUCCUUCAUCGGUCAAGAAUAACGCCGAACUCUCGAUUGACAUCGAGAAUGAAAAUAUCGGUUCUUCGCAAAAAGGCUCGGAUCUCGAGGGUGAUCUUGGCGUAGCCGAAGAUAGAUAUCGAUUUCAAUAUCCUUCUUGGUAUCGAAGGCAAUUUGCAAAUCAAAGAUAUCGGACAAAUGAUAGGAGAGAGCCUUAUCGUAACUACUUGAGAUAUCCUGUAUUUCCCGGAAAAUAAAUCCGAAAAAGUUUAAUUUUAAAUCCAAAAGAUUUAAUUUUCGUUCCUCUUUCCUUUCGCUCUUUAAAGAAGAAUUAUAUUUGCAUAGUCAACUUUUUAUAAUAGAUAUAUCUUGAAAAAUAAUGUAAUGUAAAGAAAAAAAGCUUUUUAGAAAAAUAUAUAAUAUUGUGUUAAUAUAGAUGUAAGCAGAUAAUUAUUUAAUUAUUAUACUGUAAUUAGCACUCCAAUUGUAAUUUUUAUUAAUGAUUAAGAAGAUUGUCUCUAAAGCGAUUCUGUAACAGUGUUUUAUAAUUUACGUUUUACCUUUUACAUAUAUAAUUAGAAAAAUAUCUUUUCCUAUAAAACUGGUACUUAUA